Spinacia oleracea (spinach) is the source of this 2213-nucleotide messenger RNA. RefSeq lists its product as uncharacterized. The transcript is spliced from 5 exons. The record is from RefSeq and is a predicted model, not a curated record. Lineage: Eukaryota; Viridiplantae; Streptophyta; Magnoliopsida; Caryophyllales; Amaranthaceae. The coding region runs from base 116 to 1447 and encodes 443 amino acids.
UGAUGAAGCCUCAACUACCCAAACACACUGAUCACAAAAUGCAACUACCCUUCCUUCCUUACUCCCUCCCUCAAAUCUCUCUUCACUUUCUCUCUCUAAACUUCAAACUUCAACAAUGGCGGUUUCACUUCCACCAUCACACUACUCCCCACUUGAAGAACAGUGGUACAACCCUGAUUCAGCACAAACUGAAACCCUAAUUCUUCCAUUAAAGCAUUCUCUCCGACGCUUGAAAACCUUCCUCAGAUUCCUGGGUUUCAUCCAUGAUUCCCGUUUUUCACUUUCUCUAUCCUCCUUCUCUUUUCUGUUAUUCGGCAUCGCCGCCCCUUCGCUCAUCAUCGUCUUCUUCUACUGCGGCUCCGGCUCUGCUUCUGCCUCCGCCUGCCGGAAGUAUCACAUUAAGGGUUUUGAGCUCGAGACGCUCUUUUUUCAGGCCACCGCCGCCGCAGUAUCUCUCCUCUGUUUUUCCUUGAAUUUCAGAAAAUAUGGGCUCAGGGUCUUUCUUUUUGUUGAUAAUUAUCAACAAAAUGUUGAUCGUUUUCAGUUUGAGUAUAUCCCCAAAAUUGAUAACUUCUUUCGCUCGUUGGCCGUGUGGGUAUUGCCAUGCGUUAUUUUGAAGACGGCACGGGAGAUUGUUAGAGUUAUCUAUGUCCACAAUGAUUCACUGGUGCAAUCUAUGAUGGUUGUGUUUGUUUUGCUGGUAUCCUGGACUUACACUGCAACGGUCUAUCUGACUGGAAGCGCCUUGUUCAGUCUGGUCUGCAAUUUACAAGUUAUACACUUUGAGAAGUACAAAAAUCUUCUGGACAGGAAUUUGGAUGUAUUAGUAUAUAUCGAAGAGCACAGUCGCCUUACAUUUAACCUGUCCAAAAUAAGUCACAGAUUCCGAAUUUUUCUUAUUUUGGAGUUCUUGAUUGUAACUGCUAGUCAAAUUGUGACUCUUCUGGAAACGACAGGAAAUAACGGGACCAUCAAUUUCAUAAAUGCUGCGGAUUUUGCAAUCUCAUCCAUUGUUCAGGUGGUUGGAAUAAUUAUUUGUCUGCAUGCUGCUGCAAAAAUAUCUCACAGAGCUCAAAGUCUGGCAUCAUUUGCCAGUAGAUGGCAUGCACUACUAACAUGUCGCUCAAAUGAGACUCUAGGGGCAUCUGAAAAUGGCGGAAACUUGAAUGUUACCGGUUCAGCAGUUGCAGCAAUGAACUACCCAGAAAGUGAUAUGGACUCUGUUGAUUAUAUAUUACCACCUAUUAAUGAAGAAAUGAAUUCAAAUGUGUCUUCGUACCUCAAACGACAAGCAUUUGUCAUGUAUAUGCAGUCGAACCCCGGUGGAGUGACCAUUUUCGGAUGGACAGUGAAUAGGGCAUUUAUGGAUACAAUAUUCUGUGUUGAACUCACUGUGGUUACCUUUGUUCUUGGCAAGACACUAACAUUUACAACAAACAACACUUGAAGAAGCCUGAUAUUUGCUUGUACAAUACAUAUUCUUUCCCCUCUUAAUCGAGGCACUGACGGCCGUUUGAUGCUAGUGUCUUGUCACUUGACGAUAGAAGAAGACCUUGGCAAUUUGCAUUAAUUCUUUGGAUUCAGGUAUGUCCUUGUUUCCCGAAUUAAACAUGUCGGUCUCCCACAUGUAUUUUUAAGAACUGAUACCAUUGCUUCACAUAUCUCAAUGUCUUUGGUUUAUAGCUAGUUUGUUGCUCAUGGCACUGAACAUGGGACUAUAAGUGCUAUGAUUAAACUAGUAUUGCAUAUGCCAUCUAUGUGCUUACAAUCUCUGCAUGUUCUCUGUACUUUUUAUAUUGUUGCUGUCAAGCAUUUUUCAGGAAAGGCAGCCGCAUCCUGCUUCGCUGUGCCAACUAGGGUUGCUGUAUUGAUAGCUGCUGCUUCACUUAAAGUUUUGCCAUUCAUCUUGGUUCAAAUUUACUUCCCUGGUGAUAAAAGAAACAACCUGCAGUCCCAGAGUUUAGGCACUGUAACACAAGAUUACUUGUAGAAAUUGGAGUAUAUAUCAUCAUCGUCCAAUUUGUCUCUUUGUUGAAAGCUGAGCCAUUAUAUAUGUAGUUAAUGUUGAUGUUGGAGAUUACUUGUUAAUGUUAAUGUUAAUGUUAAUGUUGGAGCCAUUCAAGAUUACUUGUAGAAAUUUGUUGGAGUAUAAUGUUAAUGAAUUGGUUGCAACAUAUGAUCUGUUAUUCAAUGUGUUCCAUCAUUCAUGAGUA